AUGAAUGUUACUGUCAAUUAUUCAAAGUACUCUGAUGGUCGGGUACCUUUAGAAAUUAUAACUGGAAUCACGCCAGAAAUCACUGAAUAUCUGGAUUUCACGAUAUAUGGUUGGGUGUUCUUUCGCAGCGAUGGCGGCUUGGGCGUCAAUCACAUUGGACGAUGGCUUGGAGUUUCGCACCGUGUGGGACCCAUGAUGACAUAUUGGGUUCUCCCAAAGAGCGGUAUCCCCAUUUCUGUGGAUACUGUCCAAAUGGUAACCAACGCUGAACAGCAAACUGAUUCUGUCAAACAGCAGAUGCAACGUUGGACAGCUGAUGUCUCUAAGACAGUUGACGCUAAAUCUACUUACAUCAACUGGGGGAAGGAAGACAUUCCUCAUCAAAUGAUGUUCGACUUUGACGACGAGGAUGACAAAUUUAUGCGCAAUUUUGGUAUGCUCAUCAACCCAGAGACGCUGGAAGAUGGCGACUUUGAGGGGACUGAAGAAGCUGCAGAUGACCUUGAUGCCCAAGAUUACACCAACAUGGAGAUUGGUUUACGACGAGGCGCAGAAGGCGAACUCCAAAGGGCAAAGGUGAAACGACGGAUAGUGGAUGAAAAUGGAAGACCAAUUGACGUCGCUAGCUCCAACCAAUUGCUCAACACAAGACAAUAUGAAGUGGAGUAUGCAGAUGGCGGUACUGAAAUAUUCGCAGCCAAUAUACUUGCUGAAAAUUUACUUGCACAGGUCGACGAACACGGACAUAAGCACCGACUGAUGGAGGAGAUUUCAGACCACCGUAAAAACGCUAAGGCAAUCACAAAAAGUGCAGGAUCGAUGCUCCUCCCUAGUGGAGGGACUCGAAAGCGCCAAACAACUGCUGGCUGGGAACUUCAUGUGAUCUUAAAGGACGGAUCAUCCAAUUGGGUAACACUGAAAGACAUGAAAGAAUCCUUUCCCCUUGAGGUUGCAGAUUAUGCCAAGUUAAAGGCUAUUGAAGAUGAACCAGCAUUCGCAUGGUGGGUCCCACAUGUACACAAAAAGCGUGAUCGUUUUAUAAGUAAGGUAAAAUCAAAAUAUUGGGAACGGACCCACAAAUACGGUAUCCGCAUCCCAAAAUCUGUCAAGGAGGCUAUUCAAAUUGAUCGAGAAAAUGGUGACACCUUGUGGCAAGAUGCCAUCAAAAUGGAAAUGAAAAACAAUCGAGUUGCCUUUGAGGAAUUUGGCGGGGACAUCAAAAAGGUAAUUGGAUACAAACGUAUCACUGGUCACAUGGUAUUUGAUGUCAAACUUGGUGAAAACUUCCGACGAAAAGCUCAAUAUUGCGCUGAUGGACAUAAAACGGAAGCGCCAGCAGCACUUACAUACAACACUGUUGUAGCCCGAGAUUCUGUACCAAUCUUACUCACCAUUGCAGCAUUGAAUGGUUUGGAUGUCCAGUGCGCUGACAUCCAAAAUGCUUUCCUCACCGCACCCAAUCUUGAGAAGUGUUACAUGAUUACGGGCCCUGAAUUUGGAGACGAAGAGGGUAAAACAUUCAUUGUUAGGCGAGCACUAUAUGGUUUGAAAUCUGCUGCGUUAGCAUUCAGGUCCCACCUUGCAGAAACAUUGGAGAACUUGGGAUUUUACUCAUCAUAUGCCGAUCCCGAUGUUUGGAUGCGAGCAGCUAUCAAACCAGACGGGGAAGAAUACUACGAAUAUAUUUUGUGUUAUGUGGAUGACAUCUUGUGCAUGUCUGAAAACGCUAAAGAUGUUAUGGAACAGAUAAGCUACAAAUUCAAAUUCAAGAAGGACAAGAUUGAACAGCCUGAAAGCUACAAGAUUGAACAGCCUGAAAGCUACCUUGGAGCCGGUGUCAAAAGAAAGGUUUUAGACGGUCAGCACAUGUGGACAAUCAGAGGUGGAACUUACCAAAGAAAGCCGUCACCCCAAUGA
This is a messenger RNA of Cylindrotheca closterium, 1917 nucleotides long. The record is from the annotation of a GenBank genome assembly. NCBI's taxonomy places the organism in Eukaryota, Bacillariophyta, Bacillariophyceae, Bacillariales, Bacillariaceae.